Messenger RNA from Penicilliopsis zonata CBS 506.65, 1515 nucleotides. RefSeq lists its product as hypothetical. Gene Ontology annotation, biological process: transmembrane transport; carbohydrate transport. The transcript has 6 exons. Lineage: Eukaryota; Fungi; Ascomycota; Eurotiomycetes; Eurotiales; Aspergillaceae. Gene Ontology annotation, cellular component: membrane. The record is from RefSeq and is a predicted model, not a curated record. Gene Ontology annotation, molecular function: carbohydrate:proton symporter activity. The coding region runs from base 94 to 1464 and encodes 456 amino acids.
UAUAUAUACUAAUGUAUACUCAAGUAUUCUAAUGUAUAACCCUCCUCAAUGCUUUAUGGAAAAAGGCGGAAUUUCCGCUGCAUGAUGGUCGUGAUGGCUGUUCAGCUCCAAUCCACCCUGCUGGGCCUGGAAGGACAAUUCCUCAGUUCUUUGAUCGGAAACCAGGCCUUUUGCCGAGUGAUGGGCCGCUACAGUCCCUCCUCUCAUGCGUACGCCAUCUCUCCCUGGGUUCUCUCCUUAUGGGCGGGUGUUUUUGGCUUGGGACAAAUCAUCGGCCAACUGGUCACUGCCUCACUGGCCGACCGCUGGGGAAGACGCUUCGCCCUCUAUUUCACGCUGUUCUGCGUUUAUGUCGGCGUGGCGGUCGAGCUGGCCUCAGGCAGCCACAACGACUUCACCGGCGCCAAAAUCCUCAUGGGCUUCGCGUCGGGCGCGUUGCAGGCUGCAGUCCCGACGUUCGUGUCAGAGGUCGCCCCCAGCGAGGCCAGGGGGUUUUUCAUCGGUCUCGCUGCGUUUGCUUUGUCGUUUGGCAGCCUGGUGGGCAGUCUGGCGCUGUACGCCGCGGACAAGCGAUACAGCGAGGAUAACCUUGGCUGGCGCAUCCCCCUGGCAGUCGGUCUCGCUGCCCCGACCGUCUCGCUCGUCCUGCAGCUGUUCCUCCUUCCCGAGAGCCCUGCCUGGCUGGUGGUGCGUGGGCGGAUGGUCGAGGCCCGCGCCAGUCUCGCCUGGCUGUAUCCCACGCUGACCGACCGGCAGCUCGACGAGCAGCUCGAUCUGCUCGUCUACACGGUGCAGCGGGAGGAGGUCAAGACCUCUUUCCUGCACUGCUUCGAUCAAUCGAACCGCCGCCGUACCUUUGUCUCCCUCUUCCCACAGGUCGCCGGCAACUUCACCGGCACCCAGCUCGUGGGAUCUUACACAACCUAUUUCUUCGAAAAGGCGGGCCUCAAGAGUGCCCUGCGCAGCAAUGUCAUCGUCACCUGUCUCGGGCUGGCGGGGACCAUUCUCGCGUUUUUUGUUGUGGACAACAAACGCGUCGGACGGUUGACUCUCAUCCUGGUUGGCGUUAUUGUUUCCUCGUUGACGAUGCUUGGCGUCGGGCUCAUCGAAACAGCAUCGCACGGUUCAAUCUCCCAACAAGCAGGCUACGGCGCCGUCUUCCUCAUCGCCCUGUACAACUUCACCUCCAGCAUGGGGCCCGGAGUCGCCGGUAUCAGCUACGUAGGCGAGUCGUCUGCACUCCGCCUGCGCGCAAAGACCGCCGCCGUCGCCCUCGCCACAAACGUCCUGGUUGGUACCGUCUGCAAUGUCGUGCUCCCGUACCUGAUCGACGCCCUGCACAUGAAAUCGGGAUAUGUGUUUUUCGGGUUUGGCGUCGUCUGCACUGUUAUUGUUGUCCUUUACAUCCCUGACCUUACGGGGCGGUCGUAUGCGGAGAUUGACGACUUGUUCAAGCAUACUUAGAUAGUAUAGACACUAUAGAUACUAUAUAUACAGUCCUAUACUAUCCUCAAC